CACAGGUCUGCUCCCAUAGUUCCCUGGAGUCCGGUAUGGUGAGCGGGUAGGGGACGCCGGGCGUGCAGGAGGCAGGGGUGUGGAUCAUGCCUCCACCAGCCAGCGCUUCUCCUGCCAUCGGAGGCCGCACCCAGCCUGCCCAUGGCCGGCACGGACCCGUCGCUCUCCGAUGCCUUUCGCAUCCUGGGCAGGGCAGGCCAGGACAAGCUCCUGCAUCUGAAGCACAAGCUGAAGACACUGCGCCCCGGCCGGCGGGGGGCGGACCUCCUGCACGCCAUGGUGCUCCUGACCCUGGGCCAGGAGACCGAGGCCAGGCUCUCCCUGGAGGCCCUGCAGGCGGACGCGGUGGCCCGGCUGCUGGCCCGCCAGUGGGCCGGCAUGGGCAGCAGUGCUGAGGCCACGGAGGAGCCCCCCGACAUAUCCUGGACCGUGGCCCAGCUGUACCACCUGCUCGCCGAAGAGAAGCUGUGCCCGGCCCCCAUGCGGGACGUUGCCUACCGGGCAGCCCUCCACGUUUUCAGCUCCAGGGAUGACCCCCGGCUCAGGGAGCUCCAGGAGGAGGCCCGGAACCGGUGCGGGUGGGACAUCGUGGGGGACCCGGGGAACUUCCAGCCGCUCCACUCUGCCCUGGGCUGCCUCCCGCCAUCCUCCGCCUCGCCCUCUGCGGAGCGCAGCCACCCUCAGCCCAUCGAGGACCCCUUGGGCUGGAGCAGAGGCUGCUCCCUCCGGUCCACCGGCAGCCCGGCUUCCCUGGCCAGCAACUUGGAAAUUAGCCAGUCGCCCACCAUGGCCCUCCUUGGCCAGCACCACAGCCCUCGUGGUCCCAGCAGGCUGUGUGAUGAGCCCCCGGAGCCCCAGCCUGUCCCCGCAGGCCCCCAGGAGCCCGAGGAGAUGAGCUGGCCCACAUCGGAGGAGAUUGCUAACACCCUGGUGCCCUCCGAUAGCCCAGCCUCCGGGCUGCCUGAGGCGGCCUUAGAUGCGAGCCCAGCUGGCCCGUCCAACGCCUCUGAGGCUCCAGGCACCAGCACCCACUACCCAGUGGAAUGUACGGAAGUGACACCAUCCCCCACGUCUCUCCCCUCGCCCUGCAGAAACACCUGCCUCGCCAAGGACCAGGUGCCACUACAAGUUCCCGUGGAAGAUCCUACUUCCCCCGCAGCCCAGCUGUGCCCACCCACCUCCUCGGCCCCCGAGACGUCCCCUCCCAAUCCUUCCCCAUCGGCUCCUCGCUCAGCUCACCCGGCCUCCUCCUCCUCCUCCUCGAGCCCGUGUCCCCCUUCUCCAGAGUUCGAGCCGUCAGAGCAGCAGUUCUUUAACUUCGUGGUCCUGCACGCCAAGGCGGAUGAGCACAUCGCCCUGCGUGUCCGGGAGAAGUUCGAGGCCCUGGGUGUGCCCGACGGAGCCACCUUCUGCGAGGAUUUCCAGGUGCCUGGGCGCAGCAGCCUGCGCUGCCUGCAGGACGCCAUAGACCACUCGGCCUUCACCGUCCUGCUGCUCACGGCCAACUUCGACUGCUGCCUGAGCCAGCACCAGCUGAGCCAGUCGCUGAUGAGCAGCCUCACGCGGCCAGGGUGGCAGGACUGCGUGGUCCCUUUCCUGCCCCUGGAGAGCUCCCGGGCCCAGCUCAGCCCCGACACGGCCAGCCUGCUCGCCGGGCUGGUGUGGCUGGAGGAGCGCUCGCAGAUCUUUGCCAGAAAGGUAGCCAACACCUUCAGGCCUCACAAGCUGCGGGCUCGCAAGGCCAACUGGAGGAAGGAGCAGGACGCCCGGGCCCUGGCGGCCUGGCAGGCGCAGAUGGAGCAGCUCCAGGCAGCUUUCGCGAGCCACAUGACUUUUGGGACUCAGUUGCCCUCUGGGGCCCCGGGGCCCCUGGGAGCCCAGCCACCCUUUCCUACGUACUGGCCCAGCUAUCAGCCACCAACCCUGCCUCCGUGGCUGGCCGGCACCCCCAGCCCAACCUUCCCGCAGCCUCCGGUCUUCCCGCAAGCCUCACCUGUGCCCCCUCAGAGCCCGGGGCUGCAGCCCCUCAUCAUCCACCACGCACAGAUGGUGCAGCUGGGGCUCAACAACCACAUGUGGAGCCAAAGAGGGGCCCCGGCGCCCGAGGAUCAGACCCAGGAAGCGGAAUGACUGAGUGACACAGCCUGACGAUCUUGACUUCAGACC
This is a messenger RNA of Myotis davidii, 2166 nucleotides long. It is a transcript of the gene TICAM1, whose product is annotated as toll like receptor adaptor molecule 1. Gene Ontology annotation, biological process: lipopolysaccharide-mediated signaling pathway; positive regulation of cytokine production involved in inflammatory response; positive regulation of canonical NF-kappaB signal transduction. Lineage: Eukaryota; Metazoa; Chordata; Mammalia; Chiroptera; Vespertilionidae. Bases 142 to 2130 code for a protein of 662 amino acids. Gene Ontology annotation, molecular function: protein kinase binding. The transcript is spliced from 3 exons. The record is from RefSeq and is a predicted model, not a curated record.